GAUAAGUCAGAGGACGGGGAAAGGGAGCAGAUCUUCAAGAAGAAUAUGUUGCGAGUGUUUGAGCACAACGUGGACGCCAUGAACGGCAAGUCCUCAUACACGGCACACAUCAACCAAUUCGCGGACAUGACUGAGAAGGAGAUCAUCGCUCAGUUCACGGGCUUUCGGAUGACAAACGAAGAGAAGAAGCGCAUGAAUGGGACGGUCAGUGGGGGGCACAAGAAGGGCCGGAAAGGGAGGAAAGGGAAGAAAGGAAAGGGCGACAAAGAUCAGAAUCUGAAGGACGACAACAGUUGGUCAUAUGACUGGCGAUCGGUGGGAGUGAUCGGACCCGUCCAGCAUCAGGGUCAGUGCGGUUCGUGCACUCUAUUCGCAACGGCAGCACUCGUGGAGAGCUAUUGGGCGCGAAAAGGAAACGGAAUCAGACCUCUGAGUCCGCAACAGAUGCUCGACUGCGCUCUCGACUACGAUGUGUGCCCAGUUGGUUCACCCUUUGAGCCCGUCUUCAACUAUGUGAAGGAUAGGGGACUCACCUCUUGGGACGAAUAUCCCUACCAGGCUCGGAAAAAUGGGUGCGAUAGGGACCGGGAGGGCCGGACUGCGGCCCGAAUAAACGAAUGGAGAUGGGUGGCG
Oppiella nova is the source of this 633-nucleotide messenger RNA. The record is from the annotation of a GenBank genome assembly. Lineage: Eukaryota; Metazoa; Arthropoda; Arachnida; Sarcoptiformes; Oppiidae.